Purpureocillium lilacinum is the source of this 228-nucleotide messenger RNA. The record is from RefSeq and is a predicted model, not a curated record. NCBI's taxonomy places the organism in Eukaryota, Fungi, Ascomycota, Sordariomycetes, Hypocreales, Ophiocordycipitaceae.
AUGGCCAGCAACGAGUACUACGGCCCUCCCCAGCCUAGCUACGGUCCCCCUCAGGGCGGCUACCAACAGGGCUACCCUCAGCAGGGCCAGCAGCCGAUGCAGUACCAGCAGGGUCCUCCUCCCGAAGACUCGCACGGCAAGAAAGGUGGCAGCAAGAACUGCUUCAUGGUCUGUAUCGCCGCCGUGUGCUGCUGCUGCGUGGCUGAGGAGGCGUGCGAGUGUUGGUGA